Electrophorus electricus (electric eel) is the source of this 2259-nucleotide messenger RNA. It is a transcript of the gene xpnpep1, whose product is annotated as X-prolyl aminopeptidase (aminopeptidase P) 1, soluble. Gene Ontology annotation, molecular function: metalloaminopeptidase activity. NCBI's taxonomy places the organism in Eukaryota, Metazoa, Chordata, Actinopteri, Gymnotiformes, Gymnotidae. The record is from RefSeq and is a predicted model, not a curated record.
UUGAUCAUGUGACGCUGUACGUCAACCACGUAAUGGCAGCCUCUUGUUUUCUAAAUUAACACAAGGAACGGUGGAGUUUACUUUUCACUAAUAAUAUCCGUGGUCGCAUCUCGAAGCAUCGUGCAAGAAUCCAGCCAAUCGAAGCUGGAAUGUCCCCCAAGAUCACGGUGGAGCUGCUGAGGAAGCUGAGGCAGGUGAUGAAGGGCAGCAAGUAUGUCGCUGAGCCCAUCCAGGCUUACAUCAUCCCUUCAGGCGACGCCCACCAGAGUGAAUACAUCGCUCCCUGUGACUGCAGACGGGAGUUCAUCUGCGGUUUCAACGGCUCGGCGGGCACUGCUAUUGUGACAGAGCAACAUGCAGCCAUGUGGACGGAUGGGCGGUACUUCCUACAGGCCAGCCAACAGAUGGACAACAACUGGACUCUAAUGAAAAUGGGUCUGAAGGAGACUCUGUCCCAGGAAGACUGGCUCAUCAGCGUCCUGCCAGAAAACUCCAAAGUGGGGGUCGACCCCUGGAUCAUUGCUGCCGACCAGUGGAAGACCCUGGCGAAGGCCCUAAGCAGUGCUGGCCACUCACUUGUCGCUGUUCAACAGAAUCUCAUUGAUGCUAUCUGGGAGGAUCGCCCUGCCAGACCCAGCACACAGCUCAGUGCCCUGGGACUAAAAUACACUGGUCUGCGCUGGCAGGAUAAAGUCAUGCAGCUGAGGGCCAAGAUGGCAGAAAGGAAGAUCUCCUGGUUUGUGGUGACGGCCCUGGACGAGGUCGCAUGGCUUUUUAAUCUGCGAGGCUCUGAUAUCGAGUACAACCCUGUGUUCUUCGCCUACGCCAUCAUUGGCAUGAACAGCAUACGGUUGUUUUUGGACGAGAAACGCACGGCGGACCCGGUGGUGCGGGACCACCUGGUGCUGACUGAACCCAGCAAGGCGGAGCUGCAUGUGGAGUGCCUCCCCUACCAGCGUGUGCACGACGAGCUGCAGGCCGUCUGCUCCACACUCGGGCCCAAAGACAAGGUGUGGAUCUGCGACAAAGCCAGCUGCGCCCUCACCCAGGCCAUCCCCAAGAUGCACAGAGCUCCCAUCCCCUACACUCCUCUGUGCUUGGCGAAAGCAGUCAAAAACCCCACAGAGAUACAGGGCAUGCGGAUGGCACACAUCAAAGAUGCUGUGGCGCUCUGUGAGCUCUUCACCUGGCUGGAAAAAGAGAUUCCAAAAGGCACAGUCACAGAGAUAUCGGCUGCAGAUAGAGCAGAGGAACUCCGCAGUCAGCAAAAGGACUUUGUUGGCCUCAGUUUUCCUACCAUCUCCAGCGUUGGCCCAAACGGUGCCAUCAUCCACUAUCGGCCUCUUCCGGAGACCAACCGGACUCUGUCUCUUACCGAACUUUACCUUAUUGACUCCGGGGCACAGUACAGGGACGGGACGACAGACGUGACCCGCACCAUGCACUUCGGGACUCCCACGGACUAUGAGAAGGAGUGCUUCACGUAUGUUCUGAAGGGCCACAUCGCCGUCAGCGCUGCAGUUUUUCCUAAUGGAACCAAAGGACACCUGCUCGACUCCUUCGCCCGGGCCGCCCUGUGGGACUCUGGGCUGGACUACUUGCACGGUACGGGUCACGGUGUGGGCUGUUUCCUCAAUGUGCACGAGGGCCCGUGUGGAAUCAGCUACAAGACCUUUGCCGACGAACCACUGGAGGCCGGCAUGAUACUGAGUGAUGAGCCUGGGUAUUACGAGGACGGCUCCUUUGGCAUUCGACUGGAAAACGUUGUUCUGGUUGUUCCCACAAAGCCUAAAUAUAACUACAGGAACAGGGGCAGUCUAACAUUUGAGCCUAUCACCCUGGUCCCCAUACAGCUGAAGAUGAUCAGAUCUGAGUUGCUUACACAGAAAGAGCGGGAUUGGCUGAAUGAUUACCACAGAAAAUGCCAAGAGAUAAUUGGAGCAGAGCUGGAGCGGCAGGGCAGGAAGGAGGCACUGGAUUGGCUGAUUAGGGAAACCCAGCCAAUCAUGUGAAAGUGUAGUUGGUGGUGGUUUUUUUUGUUUUGUUUUGUUUUUUAAUUUAACCCAGUCCUAAUCUUUGCAGUAAAGUGACUUUUUUGUCAUUGUCUUAUGAGGUUCUCUCCUUCUCUCACUCUUUUUCUUUCUCUUGCUCUCCCUUUUUCUGGUUCUCUAAUCAGUAUACUUCUCUUGAUGCUUACUUUGUAAAGCAGAUCCACAUCACUUCUUUUAUGAUCCAAUAAAACAAAGGUGAAUAAUGAAA